Messenger RNA from Parascedosporium putredinis, 933 nucleotides. The record is from the annotation of a GenBank genome assembly. Lineage: Eukaryota; Fungi; Ascomycota; Sordariomycetes; Microascales; Microascaceae.
AUGGGAUCGCCUUUUCAGAUGCAACAGUUCUUCAACACAGGGUCUUUGGCGGUUGACACAAGUUCGAAGUACUUCAAGGACGAGGACAACACACUCCUCGACGAUUCCACAUUAGACCAGUCUAACCUGGACUCCGGUCUUGAAAUGUCUCCUCACAUGGCUGAUAGUAGGAGAGAAUCCUUCGCCGUCGGCUCCUCGCUCAUUUCGCCCAAAGCUGAGGCCUGGGACUCCGUAGACAUGCAGUCUAUACCAUCAACGACAGGCUACUCUGAGCACCCCAACAGCAACAAUCCAUUCAUGCGGUUAGACCAAAAUCAAGCCUUUGCCUCUCAAGCCGCCCCCUGGGGCUUGGGCAACUCCUCUGGGACCUGCACGCCCAUGCAGCAUUUUGAUAGCCUCGCCGACUUCGACUCGGGAGCUUCACUUUUCCACCGUACCAUGGCGACCCAAGGCCCCUUCAGCAACCCCAGUGGCAACAUGUUCGCUGGACUCGCUUCGGGGACAGCUACAACAGGUGCCACCAUCCAGUCAAACGCCGGCCAGCCCAUGUCGAUGCGCAAGGACUUUGGCGGUCUGCAAGGACAAAAGAAGCUUCCUGCCACGCCUUCCCUCAUUUCCCAGUCGACGGAUGAGCAGGAGAUCAAGGAACUCAAGCAGCAGAAGCGUCUUCUUCGCAACCGACAGGCUGCCCUUGACUCUAGACAGCGCAAGAAGCAGCACACCGAGAGGCUCGAGGAUGAGAAGAAACACUUCACCGGCCUCGUGGGCGAUAUGGAGGAAGAAAUCGGCAGCCUCAAAAACAAGGCUGACGCGUACGCCCGGGAGAUCCAGUCCUAUCAGGCCUGUAUUGAGGCGUUGACUCUCGAUAAGGAGGAGCGCAUCCGCGCCCAUACCAUCGAGACGGGCGAACUUCGAAAAAGAUUAGCGUCUUGA